This is a messenger RNA of Cryptomeria japonica (Japanese cedar), 1957 nucleotides long. RefSeq names its product probable protein phosphatase 2C 9. The transcript has 6 exons. Gene Ontology annotation, biological process: protein dephosphorylation. The record is from RefSeq and is a predicted model, not a curated record. Gene Ontology annotation, molecular function: protein serine/threonine phosphatase activity. NCBI's taxonomy places the organism in Eukaryota, Viridiplantae, Streptophyta, Pinopsida, Cupressales, Cupressaceae. Gene Ontology annotation, cellular component: nucleus; cytosol. Bases 415 to 1284 code for a protein of 289 amino acids.
CGAUUAUAUGUAGUUUAAUCAAAUGCGUGAUUCCUUUUUCAACUUUGGAAACUGUGAUGAAUGAGGAGGCUUGUUUGACUUUGAUUUUCUAUAAACGGUGAAUCCACCGAAGAAGGCUUUUACAACCGUCAGUGUUUAUUUUGAAUACAGGCAAACUCUUUAUUUCCGCACCAUAAUUUGGACAUAUGCACUCAUCUGCCAUUGGCACAUUUCUGCGCUGCCUGCUAAUUUUGGGUUUAUUCUGGCCAACACAGUAACUAUUUGAUUGCGGGUGCUUCUCUAAAAGGCUUCUUUGCUUGAUUCUUGGAUACCCAUAUGUUCAAUUGGAGCUUCUGCUCGUCUGAUUUGCAAUUUGAAGGGCUUAUUGAGAACAGUCACCGGCUAUUUUGAGAGUACAAGAUUUCCUCCAGCGACAUGGAAUGCUGCAUGUUUAGACCGAGGAUCAGCUGCUUCCACAAGAUGGUGUCGGGUGUGAAUUCUGCGUUUAGUACUGGAAAAGGAAAGAGCCAGCAGAGUCCAAGGAGCAUUGUUCAUGGAUUCCAUCUAGUGGAAGGCAAGUCAAGCCAUCCUAUGGAGGACUAUCAUGUUGCUGAGUUCAAGAAAAUCGAAGGCCAUGAGUUGGGGUUGUAUGCCAUCUUUGAUGGUCACUUAGGUGACAAUGUGGCCUCGUACCUGCAGAAGAACUUGUUUCAAAAUAUCUUGAGUGAGGCUGAAUUUUGGUCUGAUCCUUGUAAAGCCAUUGCUAAAGCCUAUGAAAAGACAGACACAUCCAUUCUUGGAAAGACAACAGAGCUGGGUCCUGGAGGUUCAACUGCUGUAACAGCUAUCCUGAUUGAUGGAAAAAAGCUCGUGGUCGCAAAUGUUGGGGACAGUAGAGCUGUUCUCUGCCAGAAUGGAAGAGCUAUACAGCUCUCAGUUGAUCAUGAGCCAGGCACCAGCACUGAACGUGGAAGCAUCGAACAUAGGGGUGGUUUUGUCUCAAACAUGCCAGGAGAUGUACCUAGGGUAGAUGGGCAGCUAGCAGUUUCUCGAGCAUUUGGAGACAAGAAUUUGAAAUUGCAUCUUCGAUCAGAUCCUGAUGUUAAAGUAGUUGAGAUCAAUUCUGGAACUACAUUUCUAAUUUUGGCCAGUGAUGGUUUAUGGAAGGUCAUGGAGAAUCAGGAGGUGGUUGAUUUUAUUAAAAAAACAAAGGAUCCACAAGUAGCAGCAAAGCAUUUAGCAGCUGAAGCAGUAAACAGGGAAAGCAAAGAUGAUAUCUCUUGCAUUGUAGUUUCUUUCAGAUGAUUUAUCUUAUAGCUAGUAAUGGGCACACGCAUUCCCAUGGUUCUGCUUCAGAUCAAGGCAGUGAUUCCGAUUCUUUUGAUUAUGACUGUAUAGUUUUACAAAUUUGUGCUACAAGGAUUGACUAUUGCCAGGGGUCUUACCACUCUAGAGUCUAUUGAGGAAGUGAAGGGUCCCGAUUUGGCAAAUUGCCAAACAAGAAGGCUGAUUAGCAGAAUUUUUAUACUUGCAUAUUGUACAGAAGUGAACCUCUCAUGACAGUACCUCCACGGAGUGCUGUCUAAUUCAUUUUAAUAUCCAGGUGCAAAACUUGGAGGUAAUACUGUUAGCCUGCAUACGAUACAAAUAUAAUGGGUGGUAUAUCCUCCCACUAGAAAUUCGAUCCAUAUUCUUAUAAUUCAUUCUGAACCAAUGCUCAUGAUAUGCAAACAUACCUGACUGUGAUCCAAGAGAUUGUUUGCCUAACUAGAGUUUAUCAGACGAUGGCAAUUUUAGAUUCAGUGAUAUAUUGACUGACUGAUCACUGAAUCUAUCCUGUUUUUUCAUGUGGGAUUCUUAGUGUUUAUCGAGUGGUACUGAUUGUGGAUUUCAUGGGUAUUACCCGAUGUUGUUGAACACCCAUUUUGCAAUUGUAGAAUGAGAUACUGGGAAAUGUUUCGGAGGAGAAUUUUAUUUU